Molecule: messenger RNA, 1616 nt
Organism: Selaginella moellendorffii
Lineage: Eukaryota; Viridiplantae; Streptophyta; Lycopodiopsida; Selaginellales; Selaginellaceae
Product: beta-fructofuranosidase, soluble isoenzyme I
Exons: 6
Coding region: 43-1614 (523 amino acids)
Biological process (GO): carbohydrate metabolic process
Molecular function (GO): hydrolase activity, hydrolyzing O-glycosyl compounds
Source: RefSeq, a predicted model, not a curated record
AAUUAUAACUUCUAGAGUCACUCAAGUAAAAGCCACCCUUGUAUGUGUAUGUUCUUCUUCCUCUUUCCUGUCCCAAAAGAUCCCAAUGGACCGAUGCUCUACAAAGGAUUGUAUCACCUCUUCUUCCAGUACAAUCCCACCGCGCCAGUAUUUGGAAACAUCAGCUGGGGACACGCAGUCUCCAAGGACCUCAUCAACUGGAGCUUCCUCGACCUGGCUCUCCAAAGAGACAAGCCUUACGACCAAAACGGUGCCUUCUCUGGCUCCAUCACCUUCGUCAAGGGAGUGCCGGUCAUUCUCUACACGGGCUCUGCGCUCAACUUAGAUCAGUCGCAGAACGAGGCUGUGCCUGCAAACAUCUCGGAUCCGCUGGUUAGAACCUGGAAGAAACUGGAGCGGAACCCGAUCAUCUUUCCACCACCCUCCGGCGUGCGAACAGUAGACUUCAGAGAUCCAACCACGGCCUGGAUUGGUGCCGACGGGCUUUGGAGAAUCCUGGUGGGAGCAAAGAAGAAUGCCACCGGAGCUGCAAUCCUGUACACCAGUAAAGACUUUGUUCACUGGGACUUGGUGGACAAUCCGCUCCAUGAAGUUGCUGGAACCGGGAUGUGGGAGUGCCCGGAUUUCUAUCCCGUUUCAUCCUUCGGAACAAAAGGCUUGGAGGAUUCAGUCAGAGGCUCUGGAGUUAAACACGUACUCAAAGUCAGCUUGGAUAAUACCAGACAAGAUGCUUACGCUGUAGGAACUUACGAUGCUGCGGCCGAUAAGUUCAUACCCAAUGUCCCGGAGCUGGACACUGGAAUAGGCCUCGUUUACGAUUACGGCGUCUUCUACGCUUCCAAGACGUUCUACGACCCUGAGAAGCAGAGACGCGUACUUUGGGGAUGGGUCACCGAGAAAGACAGCGUUGAGGCUGACAUAGCCAAAGGCUGGGCCGGCGUCCAGGCACUCCCGAGACAAAUCUGGCUGGAUGAAACACACCAAAAUGGAGUUAGACAGUGGCCACUAGCCGAAGUGUAUAAACUGCGUCGACGGGACUACCAUUCACAGGCUUACCGCAAGCUUCAAGGUGGCGCGUUGCAGGAGAUACAUAGCGGCAGAAAGAAGUUUCAGCUGGACAUCGAGGUCACCUUCACUGUAAGAAAUCACAAACUAGUCACCCUCGACAGCAUCAUGGAAGACGGACAAACCUCAUGCCUUGGUCGUACCACCGCAUCAAGAGAAGCAAUUGGACCAUUUGGACUAAUGGUUCUAGCCUCGGAUUAUCUCCAAGAACACACUGCGAUCUACUUCGCGUUGCUGAGAUCGAAGUCGGGCUGGAAGCCCCUUGCUUGCAGCGACAUUCGAAGAUCGUCGCUACAGCCAAAUGUCACAAAAACAGCAUACGGAGGAUUCGUGAACGUUACCAGCACAGAGCAGCAGCUCACGAUGCGAGUGAUUGUAGAUCACUCGAUCAUCGAGACAUUCUUUCAAGGCGGACGGACCUGCAUUACCUCCCGCGUGUACCCUACCAGCGGCUCGCCGCGCCUCUUCCUCUUCAACAACGGCAGCGCCCCGAUCGGCGCCUCCAUCGCGCUAUGGGGCAUGAAGAACGCCACUUUCACCCUAAGCUGAAC